CUAAAUGGAAAUGUGAUGACGUAGCAGGUAAAUCCUAUUGUAUGGCGUGCGGUCAGGUGCAUGGAAGCGUCAUGACGUGGUGGGCUGGAUGUGUUCUGCGAAAAGGAGAGAAGAGGCGCUGCGCUGCGCUGGUGACGCGCUGGCUGGUAACUGCACGACGCGGGGAUGCGGAUGCCCCAGGUGGGGGGUGAUGGCAGGACGGCCGCCAGGGAUGCAGGAAGGGGUCGCGCCUAUAUAAGCGCUCAGUCGGCCGUUGUCGGCCUCCCUCAUACACUAGCGUGAAGACCGGCAGAGUCGCAUAGAGUUGUUGUUGUUGGUUCAUCUUUUCAAAGUCAGAACACCACAAGAGUCAAAGCGAGAUGCCGGCCGCCGCUGAGAUGCUCGUUGAGCCGCCAUUUGAGAGAUCACCCGCUCCCGACGACUUCCAGUCGGCUCCCGACCCGCAGAAGCACGACCACUUCAUUCGAGAGGCGGUCGACACCAUCAUCAACGAGGCUGUCUACAAGGGCACAAAUCGCGAGUCGCGGGUCGUGGAAUGGCUGAGUCCGGAUGAGCUAAGCGCCAGACUGGACCUGAGCCUGGAUCGAGCCGGCCUGUCGCAGGAGAAGCUGUUGAGCCUCGUGGAGCAGACCAUCAGGUACAGCGUCAAACCCGGUCAUCCCUACUUCGUCAAUCAGCUGUUUUCGUCCGUCGACCCCUACGGCCUCGUUGGACAAUGGCUGGGCGACGCUCUCAACCCCUCCGUCUACACUUACGAAGUGGCACCUGUUUUCACCCUGAUGGAGGAGACAGUGCUAGGGGAGAUGCGAGCCGUGGUGGGUUUCCCCCGGGAGGGGGGAGAUGGCAUCUUCUGCCCUGGGGGCUCCAUGGCCAACGGAUACGCCAUCAGCUGUGCCCGCCACUACAAGGCACCUCAUCUCAAGACCCAAGGUAUGUCCGGACAACGUCGUAUGGUGGUUUUCACAUCAGAAGACGCGCAUUACUCAAUAAAGAAAAUGGCCGUCCUGCAAGGAUUUGGCUCGGACAACGUGCGCCUGGUGAAGACGGACGCACGCGGGCGUAUGGACGCCCGUGACCUUGAGGCCCAGGUCAAGGACACCCUUGACCAAGGUGCCCUGCCCAUCAUGGUAUCAGCUACCUCUGGCACAACUGUGUUGGGUGCUUUUGAUCCGCUGGAAGAGAUCUACGACGUUUGCGCCAAGUACGAGAUGUGGAUGCACGUGGAUGCGGCAUGGGGAGGGGGCGCACUCCUGUCAAGGCGCCACCGGCAUCUACUCAAAGGAAUCGAAAGAGCGGACUCAGUGACAUGGAACCCACACAAGAUGUUGGCUGCGCCGCAACAAUGCUCGACGUUCCUGACGCGUCACGCGAGUGUGCUGACUGAUGCACAUGCAGCCAACGCUGCCUAUCUCUUCCAGAAAGACAAGUUCUACGACACCAGCUAUGACACGGGUGACAAACACCUGCAGUGCGGGCGUCGCGCCGAUGUCCUCAAGUUCUGGUUCAUGUGGAAGGCCAAGGGAACUGAUGGUUUGGAAGCGCACAUUGACAAGUUGUUCGACAACGCGACCUACUUCAAGAACAUGAUCUCAGAGCGGCCGGGAUUCGAGUUGGUGCUCGAGCAACCCGAGUGCACCAACAUCUGCUUCUGGUAUGUGCCUGCCAGUCUGCGCUCGGCAGAAGCCCGCUCCCAUCCCGACUACAAUCACACGCUCCAUAAGGUUGCACCGAAGAUGAAGGAGCGAAUGAUCCAGAAGGGAUCACUGAUGGUGACCUACCAGCCGCUCAGAGAUCUGCCCAACUUUUUCCGGCUUGUGCUUCAGAACUCAAGUCUCGAUCACAAAGAUAUGGAUUACAUAAUUGAGGAGUUGGAACGGUUAGGAAGCGACCUCUAACAAAAUCUCAUAAAAAUCCUACCUACUAUAUUUAUAUACACGAUCGCAUCUUCUCACAAUUGUAGAUAAAUCCAAUGAACUAUUUAUUUGUAGAAAUAUUUGAAUUAAAUAAGUGUUAAACGUU
Messenger RNA from Nilaparvata lugens (brown planthopper), 2019 nucleotides. RefSeq names its product cysteine sulfinic acid decarboxylase (gene black). Gene Ontology annotation, molecular function: carboxy-lyase activity; pyridoxal phosphate binding. The record is from RefSeq and is a predicted model, not a curated record. Gene Ontology annotation, biological process: carboxylic acid metabolic process. NCBI's taxonomy places the organism in Eukaryota, Metazoa, Arthropoda, Insecta, Hemiptera, Delphacidae. Gene Ontology annotation, cellular component: cytoplasm. Bases 360 to 1895 code for a protein of 511 amino acids. The transcript is spliced from 8 exons.